This is a messenger RNA of Emiliania huxleyi CCMP1516, 786 nucleotides long. RefSeq lists its product as hypothetical. The record is from RefSeq and is a predicted model, not a curated record. The transcript is spliced from 4 exons. The coding region runs from base 26 to 433 and encodes 135 amino acids. NCBI's taxonomy places the organism in Eukaryota, Haptophyta, Isochrysidales, Noelaerhabdaceae.
CGAACCCAAAGGCGUUCCGCUGGCGAUGGAGCCGAGCCUGCGCGCGCUGGAGGCGGGCGUGAUCAGGAUCAACCAGGCGCUCGGCUUGGCGCUGCUCGUCCGGAACGACGAGGCCAACCUGCGCAAGGUGCGCGACGCAGCCUUCACCGCCGCGCAGGCUGGCCGGCCGUGUCGCCGCUUGGGCGCGUUGCUUGAGGCCGAGGUGGACGCGGGGGCUCACGCGUUGGCCGAGGGGGACGGCAGCGCACAGCUCGCGGACCCGUCCGCUGCCAUCGCGCUGCUGCAGGCGUACGGCGAGGCGCUCGAGCCCUACCACUCGUGGGUCUUGCGGCAGGCGUUUCGGUAUUGCCCGAGAGGACCCGAGAGGACCCGAGAGGACCGGAGAGGACCCGAGAUGACCCGAGAUGCGACGAGAUGGCAUGAGAUGGCAUGAGAUGACCCGAGAUUGCCCGAGACGGCCCGAGGCUUGCGGCAGGCCUUUUCGGUCUUUUGCAGCGCCGCGCCCGACUACGAGACGCUGCUGCGGCUGAUUGGCCCCGGGCUGGGCGACGUGGAGCGCGAGGCGGUGGUGCUCGGGGAUAUCUACCACUUUGUGCGCGAGGCGACCCCCUUCCUCGCCCAGCUCGAGCGGCUCUUUUUCGAGCUCCGCCUCGAAGACACCCGAAAGAUCUAAGGCGCCGAGUGGAGGCGGGGCUGCGGCCCUUCGGGGGUGGGGCGGGGCCCUCUCGACGCCGAAUGGGGGCAGAGUGCCGUGGAGCAGUUCGCGAGGCGGUGCGCUUGUUCGUG